AUGAAGCUCAUCAGUCACCUCAGCUCGAUCGCUCUCCUCGCCGCUGUGAAAUUCGCCCUUGCGCAGAAUGAGACUUUCCUGGCCGGAUUGUUGAGCACGCUCAACGAGACGGGCGCCAGCUCUCUCUCCGGCCUUGCUUCCCAGCUCAAUUCAUCUGAUCAAGGUCGCUCUCUCCUCACCGCGCUCUCUAACGGGGACCCUUAUGCAUUGUUCGCUCCGAAUGAUACUGCUUUCUCCAAUGCGCCCUCUAGUGCAUUUACAAACAUAGACAACUUCAUUGCAUACCAUCUCGUAACCGGUAAUUUCAGCGGAGUCAAUACUAGUUAUGCGAACACUACUCUUGGCCGUACCUUCCUCAACGACUCGCAACUCGUUCAGCUCGAAGGCAAUCAGAGUCAAGUGCUUGCCUGGGCAUUUCGUACAGAUCACGUUACUGUCUUGAACCAGCCAAUGGAUACCAUUGUUACGAAUACCACGAGCUUCGGCAACAUUACCAUCAACGUCAUUGACCACAUCCUCACUUUCCCCGGAACCUUCGAGCAGACCGUUGCUUCAAACAACGACGCAUUCGGCGGAAUCAGCUCAGCGUUGGGCAAUGUGAGCGCUCCAUUCUUCAACGCAUCAACCGGACAGACGACCAACACAUCGGUGUUCUCCGUCGUCAACAAUGGGCUACACGGUUUCACGCUGUUUGCGCCCAAUUCAACCGCUGUUGCUGCGAUAGCGUCCGACUUGGCCAGCCUUGAGAGUAACACCACGCUACUUGAGAUUGUUCUAAAAAACCAUUUGAUCAACGGGACAAGUGCCUACUCGCCCGAGCUCGUUGGGACGAACUUCACGUCCGCGUCGGGUGAGGUGUUCUCGUCCAGCAUCAACUCUACUGGGCAGUAUGUGACGAGUGGCGGGCAGACUGCGCUCAUCGUCCAGCCUGAUGUGCUCCUCAGCAAUGGUGUCGUGCACGUCAUCGACCGCGUCCUCCUCAACACCAACGAGGACGCUGGCGCGGCAAGCUCAGCUGCGGCGUCGGCCACAUCUGCAGCAACUCAGAGCACGACAGAGACGCGUCCCAUUGGCUUCGCGCAGACUGCUUCGCUCGCAGCUGCAUCUGGCGCAACAACUGAAACAGCCUCUUCAUCGACGGGCUCCACAUCGACAGGCUCUGCAUCGACAGGCUCUACAUCGACGGGUUCUACAUCGACAGGUUCUACAUCGACGAGUUCUACCUCUACGACGACAGGCUCCACAAAUACAGGUUCCACAACUGCAGGUUCCACGACGUCAGGCUCCACAACAACUGGUUCUACAACAACUUCCGCGAGCGCGGGCGCAAGAGCAUUUUCGCCUUAUCUAGCGCAGAUCGUUAGUAUAAGUACCACGCUAGUUGGCGUAAUGAUGGGAGGGAUUUUUACGGUGGCUUGA
Fibroporia radiculosa is the source of this 1419-nucleotide messenger RNA. RefSeq lists its product as uncharacterized. The transcript has 5 exons. The coding region runs from base 1 to 1419 and encodes 472 amino acids. The record is from RefSeq and is a predicted model, not a curated record. NCBI's taxonomy places the organism in Eukaryota, Fungi, Basidiomycota, Agaricomycetes, Polyporales, Fibroporiaceae.